This is a messenger RNA of Hyaena hyaena (striped hyena), 1681 nucleotides long. RefSeq names its product ADP ribosylation factor GTPase activating protein 1 (gene ARFGAP1). Gene Ontology annotation, biological process: regulation of ARF protein signal transduction; regulation of endocytosis. Lineage: Eukaryota; Metazoa; Chordata; Mammalia; Carnivora; Hyaenidae. Gene Ontology annotation, cellular component: Golgi membrane. The coding region runs from base 146 to 1423 and encodes 425 amino acids. The transcript is spliced from 14 exons. The record is from RefSeq and is a predicted model, not a curated record. Gene Ontology annotation, molecular function: GTPase activator activity.
GCAACGUAGCCGGAAGCUGGUGGCGACGGGGUGGGCGGCCGGCGCGCGUCCUCGGAGCAGCUUGCGGCGCGCCCGAGCCCGGUCGACCCCCGUCGACCCCCGUCGACCCCGGCGCGCACGACCGAGCCCGGACCCCGCCCGCACCAUGGCCAGCCCAAGAACCAGGAAAGUUCUCAAAGAAGUCAGAGUGCAGGAUGAAAACAAUGUGUGUUUUGAGUGUGGAGCAUUCAACCCUCAGUGGGUGAGUGUGACCUAUGGCAUCUGGAUCUGCCUGGAGUGCUCAGGGAAACACCGUGGGCUCGGGGUGCACCUCAGCUUCGUGCGCUCUGUCACCAUGGACAAGUGGAAGGAUGUGGAGCUCGAGAAGAUGAAAGUUGGCGGGAAUGCUAAGUUCCGAGAGUUCCUGGAGUCGCAGGAGGACUAUGAGCCGUGCUGGUCCCUGCAGGAGAAGUACAGCAGCAGGGCCGCGGCCCUCUUCCGGGACAAGGUGGCCACCCUGGCUGAAGGCAGAGAAUGGUCUCUAGAGUCCUCGCCUGCCCAGAACUGGACCCCCCCCCAGCCUAAGGCGCUGGCGUCCACUGCCCACCGAGCCUCUGGCCACCCACAGACCUCGACUGGCUCCUCAGACAAGGCGUUUGAAGACUGGCUGAAUGGCGACCUUGGCUCCUAUCAGGGGGCCCAGGAGAACCGCUACGUCGGGUUUGGGAACACGGUGCCGCCUCCGAAGAGGGAAGACGACUUCCUCAGCAGCGCUGUGUCGUCCCUGUGCUCGGGCUGGAGCAGUUUCACCACUGGAGCCAGCAAGUUUGCCUCGGCUGCCAAGGAGGGUGCAACGAAAUUUGGAUCGCAGGCAAGUCAGAAGUUCUGGGGCUCCAAGCAGCAGUCAGAGCCGGCCUCGGAGCUGGGCCACAGUCUGAAUGAGAACGUCCUCAAACCCGCCCAGGAGAAGGUGAAGGAGGGAAAGAUUUUUGAUGAUGUAUCCAGUGGGGUCUCUCAGUUGGCAUCCAAGGUCCAGGGCGCUGGCAGUAGGGGCUGGCGGGACGUCACCACCUUUUUCUCUGGGAGAGCAGAGGAGCCCUCGGACAGGCCCCCGGAGGGCCAGAGCUACCGGAGCAGCGGCGGGGACAACCCCCAGAACACUGUCGACCAGAGCUUCUGGGAGACUUUCGGGAGCGCCGACCCUGCCAGGGGCCACAGGUCCCCGAGCAGCGACAGCUGGACGUGCGCGGACGCCUCGGCCGAGAAGAGGAGCUCGGACAGCUGGGACGUGUGGGGCUCGGGCUCCGCGUCUACUAACAGGAACAGCGACAACAGCGACCUCGGGGAGGCCUGGGGGGGCAGCGGGGAGGGCAGAGCCAAGGCCAGGAAGGCGGCGGCGCCGGCGGCGCCCGUGGACGAGGGCUGGGGCGACCAGGGCUGGUAGGCCGCGCUGCGCCCCGGCCCCCGCGGCCGCGUGGCCCUCCCGUCCUCACGUUCCUUCCGUUCGACCCAGGAGGCCGGCUGUGGCACGAAGAUGGCUCCUCGCGUGGGAGCCGCGGGCGGUGCCGCCCGCUCCCUUGGGCUCUGGCCCUCCUGUGGUGGCCGGGCGGCGAGGAGGGCAGGGUCCCCGCUCCCGCAGCAGGCAGGCGGCGCCAUCGCUCCCGUAGCGCCCUCUCUAAUAAACCCGAGUGGCCACUCCGCA